This is a messenger RNA of Theobroma umbraticum, 945 nucleotides long. The record is from RefSeq and is a predicted model, not a curated record. NCBI's taxonomy places the organism in Eukaryota, Viridiplantae, Streptophyta, Magnoliopsida, Malvales, Malvaceae.
AUGGAUUCUUCAUGCUUUCAAUACCCAAAUCUUCAAUUCUCUCCUGCUCAAUCCUCUUCUUCCUAUGUUUCUCAAGAAAACUUCUCACCAGAGUACUUCAAUUACCAAAACCAAGCCCUUCCUUUCAAUGAAAAUGACUCCCAAGAAAUGCUUCUUCUCGGAGUUCUAAACCAAGCCCCGGAAAACUCCUUUGAUACCACAUCCGUCAAUACUUUCAGAGAUGAUAAUGAAGUGAAUUCGCAAGCUAAUGAAGAGGAGACAGGAAAAGAGAUUUCUUACAGAGGAGUUAGGAAGAGGCCAUGGGGAAAAUAUGCAGCUGAGAUCAGGGAUUCCACAAGGAAUGGUGUUAGAGUUUGGCUUGGAACCUUUGAUACGGCUGAGGCUGCAGCUUUAGCCUAUGAUCAGGCUGCAUUGGCAAUGCGAGGUCCAAUGGCUAUACUCAAUUUUCCAAUGGAUAAAGUUUAUGAAUCACUUCAAGAAAUGAACUAUGGGUUUGAAGAAGGUUAUUCACCUGUUUUGACAAUGAAGAAAAGGUACUCGAUGAAGACCAAAAGAUCAGGGAGCAAGAAGAAGAAAGAGAAGGAAAUGGGGAUGGAAAAUAUCCUGGUGUUGGAGGAUUUAGGAGCUGAUUAUUUGGAAGAGCUUCUUAGUAUAUCUGAGAGUAGUGCAACUCCUUAUUGGCUUGAACCGGCAUUGAUGAUCAACAUGCAAGAGCUUAGCAGAAUUGAUGUUGUACAUUCAGAUACAUUAUCUGUAUAUUCCAAAGUGAAACAAGCACUUUCAACACUGGACUGGGCACUUAGAUGUGGUACCAUGCAUCCGCCUAGGGUAGCUGCUAGUGCCAAGUGGGCAAGCCCUUGGCUACUGAAUGAUAUCAUCAAGCUGACGCAGGAUUUAUUGAAAAUUUCGUCUGACCUCGCCGCCAUGGCCCAUCUGCUAAUUUGA